AUGGCAGUACCAAAGCAGGAGUGCUUAAUACUUUUUGACUUUGAUGAUGAAGAAGAUGAUGAUAUAAACUUUACUGAGAACGAUCUUUCUGAAGAAAAGAGCCCAGCACCUGACAAGGAUGAGGAUAAAUCAUCUUCUGUAGAAACAGAUGAAGAUAUGGGGCUAAAGGUUUACAAUAAGUAUUACCAGCAGUUUAUGGAUCUGUUUAAGCAGUGGGACUUGGAUAAGCAGAGAUGUGAAAAACAGCGAGACAACCUAAUUGUUGGGACAAAUGUCCUUGCAAUUGUAGAAGAAAACCCAAGAAAUCAUAUCUUCAAAGCAAUCAAGGUGAAAGCUAUGAAUAAUCUUCCUGAGGGCAGUGAGCCAUCAAAACUUGGCAGAAGGCUUUGUAUCAAAUGUGUCACCUCUGUAACUGAAGACAACAUCUAUAUCAGCAAGGACACGUUUUUCCCAUUAUGCAUGUUUUCUGGAGGAUUCAGGCCAUUUAAUGGAGAUUUGCUGCUGGUUGAGUAUUCCAUGAACCCGGGCACUUCAAACAUGAAUAUCCACUCUGCGAGCCCCCUCAACUCUCAGAAUAUGGAAGAGGUCUGUGUUACUUGCAAUGAUGGAAGAAAUGGCGUGGUAGAAGCCACCAUGUUUUUCACCCUCGACUCUCUCCAUACUCUCCCUGGAUAUACACCGGGUUUGUACGACAUUGUGAACACUACUGUGGUAGACAGCAUCCAAUCCCACUACACUCGAAGAGUGGUGUCUAUGACUCCAGUGGAUUCUCUGUAUUAA
This is a messenger RNA of Arvicanthis niloticus (Nile rat), 780 nucleotides long. Its product is annotated as cancer/testis antigen 55-like. NCBI's taxonomy places the organism in Eukaryota, Metazoa, Chordata, Mammalia, Rodentia, Muridae. The record is from RefSeq and is a predicted model, not a curated record.